Messenger RNA from Sapajus apella (tufted capuchin), 9817 nucleotides. RefSeq names its product inositol 1,4,5-trisphosphate receptor type 1 (gene ITPR1). The coding region runs from base 346 to 8544 and encodes 2732 amino acids. Gene Ontology annotation, biological process: calcium ion transmembrane transport. The transcript is spliced from 60 exons. Gene Ontology annotation, molecular function: inositol 1,4,5 trisphosphate binding; inositol 1,4,5-trisphosphate-gated calcium channel activity. Lineage: Eukaryota; Metazoa; Chordata; Mammalia; Primates; Cebidae. Gene Ontology annotation, cellular component: membrane; endoplasmic reticulum. The record is from RefSeq and is a predicted model, not a curated record.
AACCAUGUGGAUGUGCUGCUGAAGUGUUUCCUCAAGCUUGCUGGGGUGGGAGGAGAGGAGGAGGAGGAGGUGGUGGUGGAGGAGGAGGCAGGGGGUGGAGAGAGAGAAAGCGCACGCCGAGAGGAGGUGUGGGUGUUCCGCUUCCAUCCUAACGGAACGAGCUCCCUCUUCGCGGACAUGGGAUUACCCAGCGGCUGCUAACCCCUGUCCUCGCCCUGCUCCCCCAAACCGGCGUGGCUCCCCGGGCACCAAGGAGCUGACUACGGAGGAGCAGGAUUUGCACCCCUCGCUGGGCUUGUUUUGGCAACAGAGUGCCUGACUCGGGUCAGGAUUUUCGAGAAAGGCAUGUCUGACAAAAUGUCUAGCUUCCUACAUAUUGGAGACAUUUGCUCUCUGUACGCGGAGGGAUCGACCAAUGGAUUUAUUAGCACCUUGGGCCUGGUUGAUGAUCGUUGUGUUGUACAGCCAGAAACCGGGGACCUUAAUAAUCCACCUAAGAAAUUCAGAGACUGCCUCUUUAAGCUAUGUCCCAUGAACCGCUACUCUGCCCAGAAGCAGUUCUGGAAAGCUGCUAAGCCCGGGGCCAACAGCACAACAGACGCGGUGCUGCUCAACAAACUGCACCAUGCUGCAGACUUGGAAAAGAAGCAAAAUGAGACGGAAAACAGGAAAUUGCUGGGGACUGUAAUCCAGUAUGGCAAUGUGAUCCAGCUCCUGCAUUUGAAAAGUAAUAAAUACCUAACAGUGAAUAAGAGGCUUCCCGCUCUGCUGGAGAAGAAUGCCAUGAGAGUCACAUUGGAUGAGGCUGGAAAUGAAGGGUCCUGGUUUUAUAUUCAGCCAUUCUAUAAGCUGCGAUCCAUUGGAGACAGCGUGGUCAUAGGCGACAAGGUUGUUCUGAACCCUGUCAAUGCUGGUCAGCCCCUCCAUGCUAGCAGCCAUCAACUGGUAGAUAACCCAGGCUGCAAUGAGGUCAAUUCCGUCAACUGCAAUACAAGCUGGAAAAUAGUCCUUUUCAUGAAAUGGAGUGAUAACAAAGACGACAUAUUAAAGGGGGGUGAUGUGGUGAGGCUGUUCCAUGCUGAACAGGAGAAGUUUCUCACCUGUGACGAACACAGGAAGAAGCAGCAUGUCUUCCUGAGAACCACAGGCCGGCAGUCGGCCACAUCUGCCACUAGUUCAAAAGCCCUGUGGGAGGUGGAGGUGGUCCAACAUGACCCGUGUCGGGGCGGAGCAGGGUAUUGGAACAGCCUUUUCCGUUUCAAGCACCUGGCCACAGGGCAUUACUUGGCAGCAGAGGUAGACCCUGAUCAGGACGCCUCUCGAAGUAGAUUGCGAAAUGCCCAAGAAAAGAUGGUGUACUCCCUGGUCUCUGUGCCCGAAGGCAAUGACAUCUCCUCCAUUUUUGAGCUAGACCCCACCACCCUCCGUGGAGGCGACAGCCUUGUACCAAGGAACUCUUAUGUUCGGCUCAGACACCUGUGUACUAAUACCUGGGUUCACAGCACAAAUAUUCCUAUUGACAAGGAAGAAGAAAAGCCUGUGAUGCUGAAAAUUGGCACUUCUCCUGUGAAGGAGGAUAAGGAAGCGUUUGCCAUAGUUCCAGUUUCUCCUGCUGAAGUUCGGGACCUCGACUUUGCCAAUGAUGCCAGCAAGGUGCUGGGCUCCAUUGCUGGGAAGCUGGAGAAGGGCACCAUCACCCAGAAUGAAAGGAGGUCUGUAACCAAGCUGCUGGAAGACUUGGUUUACUUUGUCACUGGAGGAACUAAUUCUGGUCAAGAUGUUCUUGAAGUUGUCUUCUCCAAGCCCAACAGAGAACGGCAGAAACUGAUGAGAGAACAGAAUAUUCUCAAGCAGAUCUUCAAGUUGUUACAAGCCCCAUUCACAGACUGUGGUGAUGGCCCGAUGCUUCGGCUAGAGGAGCUCGGAGACCAGCGGCACGCUCCUUUCAGACACAUCUGCCGACUCUGCUACAGGGUGCUGAGACACUCACAGCAAGACUACAGGAAGAACCAGGAGUAUAUAGCCAAGCAGUUUGGCUUCAUGCAGAAGCAGAUUGGCUAUGAUGUGUUGGCCGAAGACACUAUAACUGCCCUGCUCCACAAUAAUCGGAAACUCCUAGAGAAACACAUUACGGCUGCAGAGAUUGACACAUUUGUCAGCCUGGUGCGAAAGAACAGGGAGCCCAGAUUCUUAGAUUACCUCUCCGACCUCUGUGUCUCCAUGAACAAAUCGAUUCCAGUGACCCAGGAACUGAUAUGUAAAGCUGUGCUGAAUCCCACCAACGCUGACAUCCUGAUUGAGACCAAGUUGGUUCUUUCUCGUUUUGAGUUUGAAGGUGUUUCUUCCACUGGAGAGAAUUCUCUGGAGGCAGGAGAAGAUGAGGAAGAGGUGUGGCUGUUUUGGAGGGACAGCAACAAAGAGAUUCGCAGCAAGAGUGUGAGGGAGUUGGCGCAGGACGCUAAAGAAGGCCAGAAGGAGGACCGGGAUGUUCUCAGCUACUACAGAUAUCAGCUGAACCUCUUUGCGAGGAUGUGUCUGGACCGCCAAUACCUGGCCAUCAAUGAAAUCUCAGGCCAGCUGGAUGUCGAUCUCAUUCUCCGCUGCAUGUCUGAUGAGAACCUGCCCUACGACCUCAGGGCAUCCUUCUGCCGCCUCAUGCUUCACAUGCAUGUGGACCGAGAUCCCCAGGAACAAGUCACUCCUGUGAAAUAUGCCCGCCUCUGGUCAGAGAUUCCUUCAGAGAUCGCCAUUGACGACUAUGAUAGUAGUGGAGCUUCCAAAGAUGAAAUUAAGGAGAGAUUUGCUCAGACCAUGGAGUUUGUGGAGGAGUAUUUAAGAGAUGUGGUCUGUCAGAGGUUCCCUUUCUCUGAUAAGGAGAAAAAUAAGCUUACGUUUGAGGUUGUAAAUUUAGCUAGGAAUCUCAUAUACUUUGGUUUCUACAAUUUCUCUGACCUUCUACGAUUAACUAAGAUCCUCCUGGCCAUAUUGGACUGUGUACAUGUGACGACAAUCUUCCCCAUUAGCAAGAUGGCGAAAGGAGAAGAGAAUAAAGGUAACAAUGAUGUGGAGAAGCUGAAGAGCAGUAACGUGAUGAGGUCUAUUCAUGGUGUGGGAGAGCUGAUGACCCAGGUGGUGCUCCGGGGAGGAGGCUUUUUGCCCAUGACUCCCAUGGCUGCUGCCCCUGAAGGCAAUGUGAAGCAGGCAGAGCCUGAGAAGGAGGACAUUAUGGUCAUGGACACCAAGCUGAAGAUCAUUGAGAUCCUCCAGUUUAUUUUGAAUGUGAGGUUGGAUUAUAGGAUCUCCUGCCUCCUGUGUAUAUUUAAACGAGAGUUUGAUGAAAGCAAUUCCCAGACUUCAGAGACAUCCUCCGGAAACAGCAGCCAAGAAGGGCCAAGUAAUGUACCAGGUGCUCUUGACUUUGAACACAUUGAAGAGCAAGCAGAAGGCAUCUUUGGAGGAAGCGAGGAGAACACUCCACUGGACUUGGACGAUCACGGCGGCAGAACCUUUCUCCGUGUCUUGCUCCACCUGACGAUGCAUGACUACCCACCCCUGGUGUCAGGGGCCCUGCAACUCCUCUUUCGGCACUUCAGCCAGAGGCAGGAGGUGCUCCAGGCCUUCAAACAGGUUCAACUGCUGGUUACCAGCCAAGAUGUAGACAACUACAAACAGAUCAAACAAGACUUGGAUCAACUGAGGUCCAUUGUGGAAAAGUCAGAGCUUUGGGUGUACAAAGGGCAGGGCCCUGAUGAGACCAUGGAUGGUGCGUCUGGCGAAAACGAACAUAAGAAAACAGAGGAGGGAAAUAAGCCACAAAAGCAUGAAAGCACCAGCAGCUAUAACUACAGAGUGGUCAAAGAGAUUUUGAUUCGGCUUAGCAAACUCUGUGUUCAAGAGAGUGCCUCGGUGAGAAAGAGCAGGAAGCAGCAACAGCGUCUGCUCCGAAACAUGGGUGCGCACGCCGUGGUGCUGGAGCUGCUGCAGAUUCCCUACGAGAAGGCCGAAGAUACCAAGAUGCAAGAGAUAAUGAGGCUGGCUCAUGAAUUUUUGCAGAAUUUCUGCGCAGGCAACCAGCAGAAUCAAGCUUUGCUACAUAAACACAUAAACCUGUUUCUCAACCCAGGGAUCCUGGAGGCAGUAACCAUGCAGCACAUCUUCAUGAACAAUUUCCAGCUUUGCAGUGAGAUCAACGAGAGAGUCGUUCAGCACUUCGUUCACUGCAUAGAGACUCACGGUCGGAACGUCCAGUAUAUAAAGUUCUUGCAGACAAUUGUCAAGGCAGAAGGGAAAUUUAUUAAAAAAUGCCAAGACAUGGUUAUGGCUGAGCUGGUCAAUUCAGGAGAGGAUGUCCUCGUGUUCUACAACGACAGAGCCUCUUUCCAGACUCUCAUCCAGAUGAUGCGGUCAGAGCGGGAUCGGAUGGAUGAGAACAGCCCUCUCAUGUACCACAUUCACUUGGUCGAGCUCCUGGCUGUGUGCACGGAGGGUAAGAACGUCUACACAGAGAUCAAGUGCAACUCCCUGCUCCCGCUGGAUGACAUUGUUCGUGUGGUGACCCACGAGGACUGUAUACCUGAGGUGAGCUACUCAAGAGCUAACAAGCAGCCACAAAACUCAGGAACUAAAUGCUGGGUUUCCCCGGCCAGUUUCCCAGGCUCCCUUGGCACCUCUCCUCUCUUAGGAAUACAGCUUACUGUAUUCUUUGGGUGGCUGUGGGAAAUAGGAAAGAAAGUACUUCCUGAAGAAGGCAAUGAGAUUCUGGCUCCCAGAUCUGUUUUUCACAUUGCUUCUUUCGGCUUCUUGCAGACUCGCCAGCCUGUCUUUGUGCAACUGCUCCAAGGUGUGUUCAGGGUGUACCACUGCAACUGGUUAAUGCCGAGCCAAAAGGCCUCCGUGGAGAGCUGUAUUCGGGUGCUCUCUGAUGUAGCCAAGAGCCGGGCCAUUGCCAUUCCCGUGGACCUGGACAGUCAAGUCAACAACCUCUUUCUCAAGUCCCACAACAUUGUGCAGAAAACAGCCCUGAACUGGCGGCUGUCAGCCCGCAACGCUGCACGCAGGGACUCUGUUCUGGCAGCUUCCAGAGACUACCGGAAUAUCAUUGAGAGAUUGCAGGACAUCGUCUCCGCGCUGGAGGACCGUCUGAGGCCCCUGGUGCAGGCAGAGUUAUCUGUGCUCGUGGAUGUUCUCCACAGACCCGAGCUGCUUUUCCCAGAGAACACAGAUGCCAGAAGGAAAUGUGAAAGUGGCGGUUUCAUUUGCAAGUUAAUAAAGCAUACAAAACAGCUGCUGGAAGAAAAUGAGGAGAAGCUCUGCAUUAAGGUCCUACAGACCCUGAGGGAAAUGAUGACCAAAGAUAGAGGCUAUGGAGAAAAGCUGAUUUCCAUUGAUGAAUUGGAUAAUGCUGAGCUUCCUCCGGCUCCGGAUUCUGAGAACGCCACUGAGGAGCUUGAACCAAGUCCACCCCUGCGGCAGCUGGAAGACCAUAAAAGGGGUGAGGCACUCAGGCAAAUUUUGGUCAACCGUUACUAUGGAAACAUCAGACCUUCUGGAAGAAGAGAGAGCCUUACCAGUUUUGGCAAUGGCCCGCUGUCACCAGGAGGACCCAGCAAGCCCGGGGGAGGAGGGGGAGGUUCUGGAUCCAGCUCUGUGAGCAGGGGUGAGAUGAGCCUGGCGGAGGUUCAGUGUCACCUUGACAAGGAGGGGGCUUCCAAUCUAGUCAUCGACCUCAUCAUGAAUGCAUCCAGUGACCGAGUGUUCCAUGAAAGCAUUCUCCUAGCCAUCGCCCUUCUGGAAGGAGGCAACACCACCAUCCAGCACUCCUUUUUCUGCCGCUUGACAGAAGAUAAGAAGUCAGAGAGAUUCUUCAAGGUGUUUUAUGACCGGAUGAAGGUGGCCCAGCAAGAAAUCAAAGCAACAGUGACAGUGAACACCAGUGACUUGGGAAAUAAAAAGAAAGACGACGAGGUAGACAGGGAUGCCCCAUCACGGAAAAAAGCUAAAGAGCCCCCGACACAGAUAACAGAAGAGGUCCGGGAUCAGCUGCUGGAGGCCUCUGCUGCCACCAGGAAAGCCUUCGCCACCUUCAGGAGGGAGGCCGACCCCGAUGACCACUACCAGUCUGGGGAGGGCAGCCAGGCCACUGCCGACAAAACCAAGGAUGACCUGGAGAUGAGCGCGGUCAUUACCAUCAUGCAGCCCAUCCUCCGCUUCCUGCAGCUCCUGUGCGAAAACCACAACCGAGACCUGCAGAACUUCCUCCGUUGCCAAAAUAACAAGACCAACUACAAUUUGGUAUGUGAGACCCUGCAGUUUCUGGACUGUAUUUGUGGAAGCACAACUGGAGGCCUUGGUCUUCUGGGCUUGUAUAUAAAUGAAAAGAACGUAGCACUUAUCAACCAAACCCUGGAAAGUCUGACUGAAUACUGUCAAGGACCUUGCCAUGAGAACCAGAACUGCAUAGCCACCCAUGAAUCCAAUGGCAUUGACAUCAUCACAGCCCUGAUCCUCAAUGAUAUCAAUCCUUUGGGAAAGAAGAGGAUGGACCUUGUGUUAGAACUGAAGAACAAUGCCUCGAAGUUGCUUCUGGCCAUCAUGGAAAGCAGGCACGACAGUGAAAAUGCAGAGAGGAUCCUUUAUAACAUGAGGCCCAAGGAACUGGUGGAAGUGAUCAAGAAAGCCUACAUGCAAGGUGAAGUGGAAUUUGAGGAUGGAGAAAAUGGCGAGGAUGGAGCAUCCCCCAGGAAUGUGGGGCACAACAUCUACAUAUUAGCUCACCAGUUGGCCCGGCAUAACAAAGAACUUCAGAGCAUGCUGAAACCUGGUGGCCAAGUGGAUGGAGAUGAAGCUCUGGAGUUUUAUGCCAAGCACACAGCACAGAUAGAGAUUGUCAGAUUAGACCGAACAAUGGAACAGAUCGUCUUUCCCGUGCCCAGCAUUUGUGAAUUCCUAACCAAGGAGUCAAAACUACGAAUUUACUACACUACAGAGAGAGAUGAACAAGGCAGCAAAAUCAACGAUUUCUUCCUGCGGUCCGAAGACCUCUUCAAUGAAAUGAAUUGGCAGAAGAAACUGAGAGCCCAGCCCGUGUUGUACUGGUGUGCCCGCAACAUGUCUUUCUGGAGCAGCAUUUCGUUUAACCUGGCUGUCCUGAUGAACCUGCUUGUGGCAUUUUUCUACCCAUUUAAGGGCAUCCGAGGAGGAACCCUGGAGCCCCACUGGUCGGGACUCCUGUGGACAGCCAUGCUCAUCUCUCUGGCCAUUGUCAUUGCCCUCCCCAAGCCCCAUGGCAUCCGGGCUUUAAUUGCCUCCACAAUUCUACGAUUGAUAUUUUCGGUCGGGUUACAACCCACAUUGUUUCUUCUGGGCGCUUUCAAUGUAUGCAAUAAAAUCAUCUUUCUAAUGAGCUUUGUGGGCAACUGUGGGACAUUCACAAGAGGCUACCGAGCCAUGGUUCUGGAUGUUGAGUUCCUCUAUCAUUUGCUAUAUCUGGUGAUCUGUGCCAUGGGGCUCUUUGUCCAUGAAUUCUUCUACAGUCUGCUGCUUUUUGAUUUAGUGUACAGAGAAGAGACUUUACUUAAUGUCAUUAAAAGUGUCACUCGCAAUGGACGGUCCAUCAUCCUGACAGCGGUUCUGGCUCUGAUCCUCGUUUACCUGUUCUCAAUAGUGGGCUAUCUUUUCUUCAAGGAUGACUUUAUCUUGGAAGUAGACAGGCUGCCCAAUGAAACAACCAUUCCAGAAACUGGCGAGAGUUUGGCAAGUGAGUUCCUGUUCUCCGAUGUGUGCAGGGUGGAGACUGGGGAGAACUGUUCCUCUCCUGCACCCAAAGAAGAGCUGGUCCCUGCAGAAGAAACGGAAGAGGAUAAAGAGCACACAUGUGAGACGCUGCUGAUGUGCAUUGUCACUGUACUGAGUCACGGGCUGCGGAGCGGGGGUGGAGUAGGAGAUGUGCUCAGGAAGCCGUCCAAGGAGGAACCCCUGUUUGCUGCCAGAGUGAUUUAUGACCUCUUGUUCUUCUUCAUGGUUAUCAUCAUUGUUCUUAACCUGAUUUUUGGGGUUAUCAUUGACACUUUUGCUGACCUGAGAAGUGAAAAGCAGAAAAAGGAAGAGAUCUUAAAGACCACGUGCUUUAUCUGUGGCUUGGAAAGAGACAAGUUUGACAACAAGACAGUCACUUUUGAAGAGCACAUCAAGGAAGAACACAACAUGUGGCACUAUCUGUGCUUCAUCGUCCUGGUGAAAGUAAAGGACUCCACCGAAUACACCGGGCCCGAGAGUUACGUGGCAGAAAUGAUCAAGGAAAGAAAUCUUGACUGGUUCCCCAGGAUGAGAGCCAUGUCAUUGGUCAGCAGUGAUUCUGAAGGAGAACAGAAUGAGCUGAGGAACCUACAGGAGAAGCUGGAGUCCACCAUGAAACUUGUCACGAACCUGUCCGGCCAACUGUCAGAAUUAAAGGAUCAGAUGACAGAACAAAGGAAGCAGAAACAAAGAAUUGGUCUUCUAGGACAUCCUCCUCACAUGAAUGUCAACCCACAACAACCAGCAUAAGCAAAUGAAAGAAAGGAAUUGUAUUUACCUUUUAUAAUUAUUAUUAGUGUGGGUAUGGCUAAUGAGUUCUGAUUCACCCAUGAAGGUUACAUUUAUGCUGAAUACAUUUGUAAAUACUCAGUUUUAUACUGUAUGUAUAUGAUUGCUACUCUAAAGGUUUGGAUAUAUGUAUUGUAAUUAGAAUUGUUGGCAUGAUGACAUUUCAUUUGUGCCAAAAAUAUUAAAAAUGCCUUUUGUGGAAGGACUAACAGAAAGCACCUGAUUUGCACUUGAACCAGAUUAUAGAUUUAAAAGUAUGACAUGUAUUUUGUAUUUAAAACUAGAAUAGACAGUAUUUAUGUUUUUUAUAAAACUGUGCAAUACGAAUUAUGCAAUCACAAUAAAUUUGUAACUCCCGAGUGUUCUAAAGGGAGUGCACAACUUUGAAGCUGGUGUGUUAAUACUAUGUAAUAAAUGGUUAAAUAUCAAAUGAUGCUGCUGCCAAAAUUAUAUUAAUAGUGAGUUUGAAGCCCCUGGGCAUUUUGUACCAUGUAAUUAUCCUAUGGUGAUGCUGUUUCUCGUUGUUAGUGGCAGUAGUGCCUCCGUCUCAUAGUGAUAAUGCUCCAAGUCUAUGAACUGUUAAAUCAGCAUUCAUUUUAAGAAAAGCAACUUUAGUUUCAAAGAUACUUUUAAGCUUCUAAAAUGAUCAUUUAAACUAUUUCUUUAAAUAAGAGAGCCAAAUUAGAGGCUCAUACUUUAGCUUGUGAAGAAGAUAAUGAGUUUUUUAAAGGGAACUUUUUAUGCAGUGUUCAGGAUAAAUGCAUACUGCUGGCCAAUCGGUGUCAUCUCUUGGGUAAAUUCUGAUGUCACGUUGUUAAGAGAUGAAUAAUUGAUGGUUUCUAGAUUAUCUAGUCCAAACAAUAGAGGUUUUUUUUUGCUUCAUCUGAACCAACAUGCUACAGUAGCUAAGAAGUAUUAAAACUAUAUACAUCCAUAUAAAGGUGAAAUACGAACUGUCUCAUUAGAAGUCAUAGUUGAACAUGGACAUGGUAUUCUUCUGAAAGAGCCACAUUUUGGUUUUAUUUCUUUGUCACACGAUUUCUUUUCUUGAUGGAUGAAAAGUAUGAAAGGAAACUUUUAUAUCUGUUGCCUAGUUUUGUACAUGGAUCUCAUUUUACAAGAGAAUCUCUCUGCAAAAAAAGUUUAAAAAUGCAUUGAAAGCAGAGUUCUGAACUGAGUAAAGUUUGUAAAUGCAUAUAUAAAAAUAUUUAAUAAACAAUGCAGAAUAAUAUAC